This is a messenger RNA of Arvicola amphibius (Eurasian water vole), 2543 nucleotides long. RefSeq names its product testis development related protein (gene Tdrp). NCBI's taxonomy places the organism in Eukaryota, Metazoa, Chordata, Mammalia, Rodentia, Cricetidae. The record is from RefSeq and is a predicted model, not a curated record. The coding region runs from base 57 to 626 and encodes 189 amino acids. Gene Ontology annotation, biological process: spermatogenesis. Gene Ontology annotation, cellular component: nucleus; cytosol. The transcript has 3 exons.
CGAGCGUCCUCCCCCAGUCCGGGAGCGACGCUGAGUGGAGCCGCCGAACACACGAGAUGUGGAAGCUGAGCCGGGGCCGGGUGCUUCUGGACGAGCCCCCCGAAGAGGAGGACGGGCUGCGCGGGGCACAGCCGGCUUCAGCAGCUGCCCCGGCGCCGGUGAGGGCACGCCUGGGGGCGCAGGGAGCAAGUCUCAGAGGCUGGAAAGAAGUAACUUCUCUGUUUAAUAAAGAUGACGAACAGCAUCUGAUCCAGACGUCCAAAUCUCCCAAGUCCAAAGGAGGUAAUCUACGACUAAAAGAAGAGUUAAAGGCAGAGAAGAAAUCAGGAUUUUGGGACACUUUGGUUCUGAAGCAGAAUACCCAGCCUAAAAAACCAGACCAGAUCGAAGGUUGGGAGCCCCCGAAACUUACUGCUGAGGACGUGGCAGCCGACGUCGAGGACGGGAGCAGCAGCUGCCCACCCUGGUCCGGCUGGGAGGAUGAUACCAAGGGCUCUACCAAGUACACCAGCCUGGCCAACUCGGCUAGCAGCUCCCGCUGGAGCCUCCGCUCAGCAGGGAAGCUAGUCAGCAUCAGGCGACAGAGCAAGGGCCACCUCACAGACGCCUGUGAGGAGGUGGAAUGAGCUAAUGGACCUUCACUGUGACAUCGUGUUGCUUCUAGGGUUCGCCAAGCCUUGGUGGCCUUCUCCUAGUGCGCCAUUCAUUUGUUGAGCCCUCUCAUAGUCAAAGAAAGGGAUCCACUGAGUCGCUUGUGUUCUGUGCUCCGUGACCCACGUGCGCCAUGGCUUCCUGGGGACAUCGGGCAGCCUGACUGCAGAAACACCCGCCCCCUGGGCGCGUGUCUGUUGAAAGGACAUGUGCGUCGCUGGCGCUGUCCCGUGAGACAGAACAAUGACUCGCAGCCUCCUCUAAGUUUCCCGCCAGCCUCAGUCAUCUUGUCCCUGCAUGUGACACGCGUGUGACACGCGUGUGAUGACACGAGUGUGGGCGUGGCCUCAGUGGUACCUUCUCCCUUUGUCAGAACACAAGAGCAUCUUCCGAAGGCGGCGACGGCCUUUCAGUUUAACAACAGGUUCAUUUCUCCCUUGUUAAGACAGAAGCGAAACAGAAUCUGGCUGCUGGAAGCGACUGAGGUGGCUUGAAGUAGAACGUCACAGCCGGCGUUGUGAGUGGCCCGCCUGCUGCUGGGGCGGAGUCACCUCCAGUGUGAGCUUGGGUGGCAACGGGUUCUCUUAUGGAAUUGUAUUUUUGCUUUUGAACCUUUAAAUACGGGAUCUUUAUUUUCUUCAAAACAUGUUGAUUUUCAAACUUAAAGAUGAAAGAAAUACUAUGAGUGAAUUCCAGUCACCCAAUAAUCUUAGCUUUGCCCCGAAAACACCAACCUGCUCGCUGUAGGGUUAAGACUGUGUAUAACUUACUGAAGUGCCUCUUUUCUAUGACUCUCAGAUGUUUAGUUUUUCAAAACGAGAUACUUUUAUGAUUGACGUUAAACCUGUAAGAAGUGUUACCCCCGAACCUGCUCUGCUUGUCUCACACUGCUGACUGUCCCUGCUUGUGGGCCUGUGGAUUGGCAGGGUUGGUACCUCCGUAGGGGGCAUUUAGCAACAGCUGGUGCACGUUGCUUUUGUUGUUCAGUUAACAGUGCUCUGACGGAGGUGGUGUAUUUCUCUUCGUUUAGAUUAAAAAUGAACAGCCUCCCGUCACACUGCCCUUGAGUUUGUCCGUGUGAGCAGUGUUUCAUGUACCUGGAUGUCCCACUCAAUGUUUCUUGUGGCACAGUGGAGUGGCCCAGUGCAUACGUGGUGUCAGAGCAUCUGUGUCUUUAAUGGAACAAGUCUGCUAGGUAUGCCCUUCUACAUGUCUGUCCGCCGCCUCGCUAGCCAGCCACCUGUCACCAUCCACCUGUCCACACAUCAACUGAGCUGUGCAUUUUCAAAAAAGUAGAAUAAGUUUACCUAAUGAGUUUUGAGAGGGCUUUACAUGGUUUCAAAUAAAAAAAAAAUUGUUAACACCUAGAGACUGUGAACUUAUGGAGAUUUUGAUUCAUAAUGCACAGUGUAUAAUUUCUACUGUAGCGUGUGAGCUAGACCAUCUUGAAGUAUUCUCAGGUAAACAGUUGAGGGCAUGGGCUCUGACUCUCCUGUCUUCAAAAGGGGUAACCGCAGGUGAGGACAGAAGAGCAGCUCAUGCUGACGCCCACAGCAGCAGCCCCUGGGUUGUUUGGCUGACUGCCUGUGGCCCAGGAAUCCAAAGCCUUGAGAAUGUAGGGAACGAGCUCUCGGACUCACAGCCUCUGCCUUCGCUGGGCCUGUGUCGAGGGCUAAGUGCCUGUAGCUCCCUGUGCCCGUGUACCUGGAUGCAAGGGUGCAUGUUGGCACAGGGACCUUUACACUGUUGCCUCUUGGAAGGUGAAGAUGCACUGUACACCAGACUCGAUGUUUUUUAAUAUAGAAAGAUUAACUAAAGUGAACUCUUCUUCUGUUGUAUCAAAUUAAAAUAUCUUGUGUUUGAGAUUUUUAGUGCAAAUAUUUAUUGGUAUG